CGCAGGCCGAGCAAUGGAUGGGUGAAAGGAAAGAUGGCGGAGAAGGCGCAGAAAAGUGUGAAGAUUGCUCCUGGAGCUGUUGUUUGUGUGGAGAGCGAAAUCAAAGGAGAUGUGACUAUUGGACCUAGGACAGUAGUUCAUCCCAAAGCCCGAAUCAUUGCAGAAGCUGGACCAAUUGUGAUUGGGGAAGGUAAUCUCAUAGAAGAACAGGCAAUUAUCAUUAAUGGCUAUCCUGAAAACAUUAUUCCUACUACAGAGGAAGCAAGAACCAAACCGAUGGUCAUUGGCACUAAUAAUGUGUUUGAAGUUGGCUGUUAUUCUGAAGCAAUGAAAAUAGGAGACAACAAUGUAAUUGAGUCGAAAGCAUUUGUUGGUAGAAAUGUGAUCCUGACAAGCGGCUGCAUUAUCGGUGCCUGCUGCAAUGUCAACACAUACGAAGUCAUCCCUGAGAACACUGUAAUCUACGGAGCGGACUGCCUUCGUCGAGUGCAAACUGAGCGGCCACAGCCACAAACAUUACAGCUGGACUUCCUCAUGAAAAUCCUCCCAAAUUAUCAUCAUCUUAAAAAGGCUAUGAAAGCAACAUCAACACCUGUGAAGAGUUGAAAGCCUUCCUGGAUCAUGAUCAGAAUUAUAUCAGAGAUGUACUACCUUCUUUCUGGACUUUAUGUUUGCAAGAACUAACUUUUUUUGCUUAGUCUGGAAAUUUAGUCAUGCAGUUAUGCAGCUUAAUUUUAUUUAUUAAAAUGUAAAAAAUAAAUUGUGUCAUUGUUAGAUUCCCCUUGAUAGUUUAUAUUUUUAGUGGAUUUAAUUAUCUUUAUUGCCUGUUUUUCCUUGUUAAUGAAAUCAGGAUGACCACUCAUUUUCCCAGUAAACCUGACCCAGAGCCUGUUCCUUGGAGGCAGUGGAAAUAGUCCAGUUCAUUUGGAAGGUAGCAGAGUACUGCACAAAAAGAAGAGCUUAAAAAAUGACUUCUUAAUUUCAGUAGAUAUAUUUUAAAUUACUGCAUAUCCUUAGUGCUUUCAUUAAAUAAUUGAAAUUGUAUAUAUAACUUCAGACAAGGUCAAACAAAUGUGUAGCUCAUCUGGAGUUGAUGUCAUGAAGGCUUCAUGUUGUGGCUUCAAUCCAGACCUGCAUGCUACAUGUAACAGUGAAAAAAGAUUCUGCUGUAAGAAAUACAACAUGCAGUGCUCUCCUGUGCAUAACAUUGCAAUCCUACACUCCCUUGGGAAUAAGCCUCACCAAUCAUAGUUGGGAAUAAGCCUCACCAAUCAUAGUUGGGACUUCACUUUUGUAUAAUUUCCAGAGGUAAAACUUUGUUAAUCGUUUUAAACAAUAUCAUAGUCUUCAUAAGGCUCUUGUUAGGAUUACUGUCCCUAUGUCAAGGUUGAAUUUCUAAGAUGCUUGCUAACCUCUGUUGCUACUCAACUUGCCAUAGAAAUGGGCAAGGGAGAGCCUAGGAAAGAAACGGGAGUUUCAAGAAGCCGUCCACGGACCCUGAGACCCAAGGUCACAAAAGCAGGUGUCUGACGGAGAAGUGGACCAUUCCCAUAACAAACAAAGAGAUGUGAUUGGGCAACAUGGACAUGGGGGGGGGGUUUAUGAAAAACUAUUGUUAACUAACCAGAUUUUCGU
Protobothrops mucrosquamatus (brown spotted pit viper) is the source of this 1635-nucleotide messenger RNA. It is a transcript of the gene DCTN6, whose product is annotated as dynactin subunit 6. Lineage: Eukaryota; Metazoa; Chordata; Lepidosauria; Squamata; Viperidae. Gene Ontology annotation, cellular component: dynactin complex. The transcript is spliced from 7 exons. The record is from RefSeq and is a predicted model, not a curated record. Gene Ontology annotation, biological process: mitotic spindle organization. Gene Ontology annotation, molecular function: dynein complex binding. The coding region runs from base 34 to 606 and encodes 190 amino acids.